AUGCAAAACGUUAGACUCGGCAAUAAUGCUAAACAGAAAGAAAGCAUUGAUGGUGAUUUAUCAUCAUUUCUACGGCAAAACCCAACACUGCCAAUAUCAAUGAACCAUCGGGCACCAAACAGAUCUAGAUUUGUUGCGGGGAACAUGAGUACCAACACCACUGGUAGCACUCUUAUAGUCGGGAAAAACAGCGUCACUUCCAGUGUUGGAGGGGUUGGAGCUAAAAACUUCUCGUCCAAUCCCCUACACAGACACAGAAUCCACCACAAUCGUGCAAACCUAGAAACAAAGUUUGCCAGAGUCAAGUCCCCCACACAUACCACUAACGUUCCAUCAUCUAGCGAUUCGGACGCAGAGUCUCCUAUACAGAUGCCUGUGUGGUUCCAUGAACUCCGAUCUUACUCAGAAGAUGUGAUUAUUGACCGGAAUGCUAUUCCUAACCUAAGAGUGGGAAAUUUGUAUGAAUUGGAACCUAUGGAGAAGACUGCAAACGCAAAACGGCCAAACAAGUACGUUUUUCUUGUACGAGAAUCCAACAUAUUGGGCAAGGAUGUGACAGAAUCACCGAAUACUUCAAGUGUCUCCACAGCGAAAGCCAAAACGAAUUUUCAAAUCUCUUUACUUUCGACCUUCCAGAAACUAUUGGACAUUCCUCCACGUUCUACUGUUCAAUUGAAAUGUAUCUCAAAUAUAGAAGAUGUUAUGCUUGAUACAGUCGAAAUAUAUCUCAAGGACGUUAAUUUUCCUAGAGAUUCGCAAUGGGGUCUCGCAUCGUCCAUGGUUGGAAGUUGUUGCUACGUCAAUCAGAGAGUGUCAUUUUCUGGAAACCGGAUAGGUUACAUUAAUACGCUAUAUAAGGACGGACGCCUGUUAUUCAGCGGAUACAUUGGCAUCAAGACGAAUAUCGUUUUUCGCUCCGAAAGUGCAAAGCUAGUCUUUCUAGUUCAAAUGUCAAGAGAAAUGUGGCACUUUGAAGAAAACGGCGAGAUAAUGUUUCACAAGCUAGUGAAUGCGUUAUUUCCCAAAAUUUUUAAGAAGUGGAGGGCCAACAAUUCUCAUCAUUCCAUCACAAUUGUGCUUUUCACUAGUGUGGAUUUGACAUACACACCUUGGAUAUCUUUGGGUGGAGGAGAAAGACCAUCGAACUGUCAAGAUUACUACCGUGUGGUUGUAGAUCAAGUCAGUGUGUUUGUGUGGGAUAAAAUAAUGGCAGCGCUACGUCUUGAAUUUGCAAACUUUAAGAGAGACAUAUUACUACAUCUUGAAGACAACAAGUAUCAAAUCAAGGGAGAACCAUGCCCUGCAGUGAAAGGAAACUUAUUGGAGGCGAUAAAUUUAAGUUUGAGCCUUGUGUCGGACCGAUUUCGAAAUACAGACCUCAGACAUUCCGUGAACCACUUGGUGGUUAUUACCCCUGGAACGGGAAUUUUUGAUGUUGAUUUUGAUCAAUUAAGCGAUACUUCAAGAAAGAUGUUGAGUCUUGAUAUCGCUUUGGAUAUCGUUUCUUUGAGCCAACAACCAUUGCAUACAGUUCCUCUUUUCAGAUACAGAGAUGCAGAAGGGAAAGUAAAUCAUUGUGUUCCCAAGUGGUGCGAUGUCUCUUACUACGCCGGAGAAGUCGGGAGCUCAUUUCAUUGGAUUCCUAGGUGUAAGAUCUACGAACUUCAAAUGAUGGGUGUCAUGGAGAAUGAGAUCAAUGAAAUACAAAUUGAGAGAUUGAACUUCAAGGACAAUAGCAGGGUAAUCGAAUCGAUGGACAAGUAUGACGAAGCACUAUUCAAACCUGUCAAUUCCAGGCCCCUCCACUCUUUUUCAGAAAGCACAAUGAAGGGUAAGAUUUCAAAACCAGUUGUUAAGAAAGAAGCCACGGGCUCUCUCUUUCUAAUGGGAAGUAGACCAGCUCCUUCAAAAUUAAACAUAUCAUCAUCCAGGACUAAUGUUUCCGAGACGCAUUCUUCCGUCCAAGGUACUGUGACGAAUACGUCUACGACAAACUCAGCUUUAUCAUCCCUAUACACAUUGAAUAAAUCCAACGAUGAUUCUAAUCAAAAAACAGCAGGUGUUAAAGCCCUCCCUUCAAAACCACUCCAAAUGAACAGCCAACAUCAACUGAAACUAAUGGAAGUCAAAACUACACCGUCGUCGACACUUGAUGCAAUUCGUUCAAGUAAGAAAAUAAGGAGUCAAAAGAGAAGCAAUGCGGAAAAGGCUACUGCAAAAAAGAAAUCUUUCACAGAUACAACAGAUUAUAGAAGCGACUUGGAUAGCCAAUACUGGCUAAAUAUUGAAAAUCCAUCACAACAAUCGCUGUCUUAUGCUGAUAUUUGGGGAAGAUGGUCUCACGUAUUGCCCCCAAAAAUUCGGAGAAGAAUGUUCAAGUGGAGGUCCUUAAAGGCACCAGCGGCACUUCCCAUAUCGACUUCGUUAUUUCCCACUAGCACCCAAUUGCAAACGGACUACACUCUCCAAAACUACAUCAUUACAUUGAACUUUGAGAACAACCUUGAGCUUAAGACGACUCGAGAAUUAAUGCGAGAAAUGAUUGGAUUGCGGCUCGCUAUGGGCUUUCAAGUUUGCUUCGGCGAGAAUAUUGAUAGAAUAGAAGCCGAGAGAAAACCACUUGGGAACCCGGCGAGUAUCAUAAAGUACUUCCCAACAGACGACUGUACGGGAAAGAAGAUGUACUUGUCGAUAAAUGAUGAAGUACACAGCAUCUUUUGUGACUAUGACGGGACAUUGAACGUACAAAUGUAUCGUAAAAUUGAAAAAAAAGACCCUAGCAAAAUAUCCUUGGGAUCAAGGAGACCUCACAGCGAUGAAAAUGCCGUCAUUCGAACUAGAUAUGCAGAUGAGUACACUCCUUUAAAAAUCGACUUGCAAAAUAUCAAACCACCAACUUUCAAUUGGAAUCAAUUUGAUCAGCUACUUGCUGGGUAUGAUGAUGCAAUCACAGGAGAGAAGGCAUAUCAUAAGAUGAAGUUUGUGGUAAUGCCCGGUGACAUUCCUCCAAAUGCUCACCACAUAAACAAUGAGAACCUUAGCGAUGAAGAGAUAAGAGUUGAGGGCCUCCGGAAACUAAUUGCUCUAAUCGAACGAGGAAAGUACGUACAGCCCGAAAAACAGGAGAAGAAGUCUAAAAAAGAAGAGAUACUCCCCGAAAUCCUCUUCUAUACGGGUAACUUGUAUGACUUCCUUGGAGAGCAAGCUGAAUAUUUCAACGUAAGUGGAACAAAACCCGACAACUCAUUGAUGGUAGAUGGACUGAGAUUCAACACGAAUAUUAAACUUCAAUCAUUGGCACAAGAAUUACAAGCGCCCGCCCCUGCUGGUCUUAGAUUGGUUGAUAGAACCUGGCACUUCAAACUUCAUCCGCACUGUUUCCUUGGAAAUGAGAUGGUAUCUUGGCUUUUAGAAGCAUUCGACGACAUUGAUAGCAGGGAGGAGGCAACACAAUACGGCCAAAGUUUAAUGGAGAGGGGCCUUUUCCGACACGUGGAAAACCGGCACGGUUUCUUAGAUGGCCACUAUUUCUACGAGUUUGAAGAUGACUAUGUGGACAAUUCCUACAAAUCUAGGUCAAGCACUUCUGGAUGGUUUAGGAAAAAAGGUGGACACGAUGGGCAAGAUCAGUCACAACCACUGCCUACAACACCAGUCAGCAGUAAUGCAAACCAGAGACGUAACUCUGAUAAUGAAUCAGCUUUAUCAGGCACUGAGUCAAAUCCAGAUUUACGUCGUGUCAUCUCGCAGAAUUUGCAAAUUGACAGCGAUUCUUCUUCAUUAACCGACUCACAAAAGUUGAGAAGAAAAAAGAAGUUUAUGAUAAGCAAGCAUGUCAAAUACAAUUGCGAUCCAUUACGAAAAUCUUUUAGACCGGAGCUAUUAGAUGUCCAUUAUGACUGUGUGCAUAAUCCUGAGCACUGUUACCACAUUCGGCUACAAUGGUUGAAUACCAGUACCAAAUUUAUCGAUGAAACAAUCAUCAAUUGGUCCCGGGUAUGCGAACGGUAUGGCCUUAAAUUAGUGGAAACCCCUUGGAGUGAGUUAUGUAUUAUCCCCAAUUUGAACCCCUUCCAUUCAUUUGUGGAUUUGAAGCUCGUGCUAAACCCUUUGACUGAUCCGGAGUUCAUGAACAAUGACGUGCUCAAGACUAAUAAGUUCUAUUACCACUUGCAUCUACUAAAAAAAGCUGGCUUUCUUUUGGACAACCGCGGCACAAGGUUUUUUAAGAAGGAUAACGUCGAAAUAUGCUACAGUUGGGGGAUGCCCUCAUUCAAGUAUGCCCAGUUCAUUCAUAAGACAGGAUCAUAUAUCGUGGAGUUGAGAGACAAUGGCGAUUUCUUCAUGGCACCUAACAAUGUUCAUAUCCUACGGGUUAAUACUCUCGUUUCUUCCAUGCCUGAGCUGAGCAGCAAGUUCAACGCUCUUGAUUCACAGAAAGUCAUGCUUGAUUUUCGAGAGAGUUGCAGGAGCAAGAAGUACUUGAGAGAAGUAUUUCGGGAAGCAAGCAAAAACUUGAAGGAGGAGUACAAUGCUGACUUCUUACUUUAUACGUAA
This is a messenger RNA of Clavispora lusitaniae ATCC 42720, 4557 nucleotides long. It is a transcript of the gene IML1, whose product is annotated as Iml1p. Gene Ontology annotation, biological process: intracellular signal transduction; negative regulation of TORC1 signaling; positive regulation of autophagy. Lineage: Eukaryota; Fungi; Ascomycota; Pichiomycetes; Serinales; Metschnikowiaceae. Gene Ontology annotation, cellular component: GATOR1 complex. The record is from RefSeq and is a predicted model, not a curated record. Gene Ontology annotation, molecular function: GTPase activator activity.